GACCAAAUAUAAAGAAGAAAAUAUGAACAUCUACAACAUGAAACAAAUAUAUUAUGAAAACAUAUUUUAUGGUGAAUCUACUAAUAUUGAUCUGGUAUCGUAGAUGUUCAUAUUUUUUUCAAGAACAUUGGUCAAACUUAGAGGAUGUUGACUUUUGACUAAAUUUAUAUGGCUUAUUCAUUGGAACGGAGAGAGUAUGAGUUAGAAAGGGGCUCAUUCUUAUGGCAGGAGGUAUUCUCAAGCCCCACCGUUGUAUUGGAGCCCCUAAGUUAAGAGGACCCUCCAAAGCCUAAGCAGGCCUUUAUGAACUGGCAUUUUUAAACAUUUGAUUUUAAACUUCUUAGUUCAUCUUACCCGCCCGUAUCAACAGAAAUUCUACAUGUACUUUUUUUUUUCUCAUACUGGAGUUUCUAUACAGCUUGGGAUAUUCUCAUUGUAAUGUUUUUGGGAGGAACAAGAAGUUGAAUCUCUUACUAAGGGGGGGCCAAAUAGAUUCGCUUUGUCAUUUAAGCUACACUGGCCCUUGGAUUGACGGUGACAAUAAGAGGACGUCCAGAACUGUCAUGGUUCAGAGCUCUUCAACUCCUGGAACAGUUAUCCAUGGUGGGGACCAUCCAGAUCAUGGGCCUAUUACAAUAGGACGGGUAACUGCUGGCAUCGAAUAUAGUCGACCAUUAAGGCCUAAAUGGAGUGGUACAUUUGGAUUCAUAUUUCAGCAUGCUGGUGCUCGUGAUAAAGAAGGCAACCCUGUGAUGGGAGAUGUCAAUAACAACCAGUUAACUGUCAGCGGAGAUCCUUAUGACUACACAUUACUGGCUAAGCUUGGAGGUGUCUACAGAGACUCUGGAGAUCAUAGCUCUACAAUGUUUGUUUUUAAUGCCGAACAAGGUCUGCCCAUUCUUCCACAAUGGCUUAGAUUCAACAGAGUGACAGCACACUUGAAGCAGGGUUAUGAAAUUGGUCCUGCCCGACUUAUGCUAAGCGCUUCUGGCGGUCACGUGGAGGGAAACUUUUCCCCUCAUGAAGCAUUUUCAAUUGGUGGGACAAACAGUGUAAGAGGAUAUGAAGAAGGUGCUAUUGGUACUGGCCGCUCAUAUGCAGUUGGCAGUGGAGAAGUUUCUUGCCGCUUGUUUGGUCCCUUUGAAGGUGUCAUCUUCGGUGACUAUGGGAGUGAUCUUGGCUCUGGUCUAAAUGUUCCUGGGAACCCAGCAGGAGCCCAUGGGAAUCCAGGAAGUGGUUACGGGUAUGGUGUUGGCAUCCGCAUGAACUCACCGCUGGGGCUUCUCAGAGUCGAGUACGCUUUCAACGAUCAACAAGUAGGACGAUUUCACUUUGGGGCUGGCCACAGAAAUUAACCUGUCCGAGGGGCUGUUAUUUAAUCUAGAUGAUCCUCCAUCUGAUCUACUGAGUAUUUGGCGCUCGUAGGAAUGGUGCCAUUUCUUACCAUGCCUUCGCAAUGUCGAUACAAGUUCUUGUCAAGGAAGUUUUAUCUAGCCCACAUUGCCUAGUAGCAUGUAGUAUAGUUUUUCUUCCUUUUCUGUUGUAAACAUAUACUGAAGCUGGUGAAUCGUAGUGACUUAAAAUU
This is a messenger RNA of Lolium perenne, 1585 nucleotides long. Lineage: Eukaryota; Viridiplantae; Streptophyta; Magnoliopsida; Poales; Poaceae. The record is from RefSeq and is a predicted model, not a curated record.